Coregonus clupeaformis (lake whitefish) is the source of this 1216-nucleotide messenger RNA. RefSeq names its product interleukin-18 receptor 1-like. The record is from RefSeq and is a predicted model, not a curated record. The transcript is spliced from 6 exons. Bases 1 to 690 code for a protein of 229 amino acids. NCBI's taxonomy places the organism in Eukaryota, Metazoa, Chordata, Actinopteri, Salmoniformes, Salmonidae. Gene Ontology annotation, biological process: signal transduction.
AUGAGUUUCUCUUUCCGCUGUCCACCCCAGUUUCACUUCCUGGUGUUGGGUAUAGUAGAGGUCUUUGCCGUGACGUUGGUGGUGGUGACUGUUGUCUAUGUCAAGCUGAAGGUGGACCUCAUUCUGUUUCUCAGAGAUGAUCUGGGUUGGCAUCAUCACAACACCGCUGAUGGGAAGCGUUACGAUGCCUAUGUGUUGUGUUAUAAGAGUGACUCAGAGUCAGGCGUCAGUGAGGAGGACAGGCGUCAGGUGGAGGAGGUGCUGGAGGAGGAGUAUGGCUACAGCCUGUGUCUCUACGACCGUGACGUGCUCCCUGGGGAGGCGGUGGCUGAGGCGGUGCUGGGGUGUAUAGAGCAGAGCCGGAGACUGAUCCUGGUGCCCAGCAGCCUGGGGCUGAACCCAGGGCAGGACAGCCAGUAUGGUCUGCUCACUGGGCUCCAUGCUGCACUGGUGGAACGGCAGACCUGGCUAGUCCUCAUCCAAACAGAGUCAGCCCCAGACAGCCAGGUGGAUCUGGAGCUGGACUCCCUCCCUGAGGCCCUGCGGCUGCUGGCCCAGUCAGGACACACCGUCACCUGGAGGGGCUCCCACUCCAAACCCCUCUCCUCACCCUUCUGGAAGGAGCUGCGCUACCGUAUGCCUGCCAGGACCAGACGGCGCCCCCCAAAGGAUGGUAGGACCAUUCUGUGAUUAUAUAGGCUCCAGGGCAGGGUUUGGGUUCAGUCAAUUCACAAAGUAAACUGACAUUCAAAAUGAAAUAAUAGCAUCUAUUGAAAUUGAAUCUCUGUAUUUUUAUUUUUUUAUUAUUUUUUUUUACUUCAAAUUGACCCCAACCCUGCUCCGGGGUCAAGUUUCCUCAAGGUACAGAGCUAGGAUCAGCUUCCCCUCCCCCAAUCCUCAACCAUUAGUGGGGACAAUGCUAAACUGACCCAAGGUCAGCAUCUAAGGCCAACUUCACCCUACUCCGAUUAUACUGUAUAUUAGGACAAGAUGGGGGAAUGUUAUACCAUAACAUUAUUAUGUAGAUCAUGUUAUUACAACAGAAUCCUCCAGACAGACUAUAGACCUGUUACCCUGAAAGAUGAGUGAAAUAAAUGCAUCUAACGUGAUUAAUGUGCAAUUAUUACCUACAUGAGUGAAAUCGUUUAUUUUUAUUUUUUAAAAGCAGCUUUUCUGUGUUGGAAUGGUGCUGCCGUACCCCAGAAACAGAAUGGUG